UCUCAAAUGGCCUUAGAUAUAAUCGAUUUUGAUCCGUGGGAACAUUCUUUCAAUUGAAGGAUUUCUGAGCAAUUUCUUUUCUCUUUUUUGGAUCUGAACUGGUCAAUCAUUUGCUUCUGAUUCUGUUGAUGUAUCUGGCUAUCUUCGGAGACGAGAAUGAUCGAUAUGCCGAGAGACACACCUGGUUUCUCGGUGUUUGCAUGAUAUAUCUGCUUUUUCCCCAGAAAGCUUUCUUCUUUUGUCUUCCGAGAGACCGAUGGGAUAAGGAGUUCGCCAAAUUGCAGGCUGGUUAAUUGAGGUUCUUUCUGAUAUCUACGUUUGAGGAGAUUAAGUUUACUUGAUUCUGUUGGUUGCGUCAAUCAAGAAAGAUUGAGAUGGGUUCUUCUCAAGGUUCUGCUUUGUCGGGAAAUGUAGCAGAGUUCGUUGAUGGUUCCUCUGCUCGUGGAGAGGUUUUCUUCCUUGAUUCUUUGCCCAUUUAUGUCAAGGAGUUAAUUGCCGGAGGCGCUGCUGGUGCAUUUGCAAAGACUGCAGUUGCUCCUUUGGAGCGGAUUAAGAUACUCUUGCAGACAAGAACUGAAGGAUUUCAUUCUCUUAGUGUCUACCAAUCCCUGAAGAAGUUACUGAAGCAUGAAGGUGUUUUAGGAUUUUAUAAAGGAAAUGGUGCGAGUGUUCUUCGGAUUGUUCCAUAUGCAGCUUUACAUUUCAUGACAUACGAGCAAUAUCGAUGUUGGAUAUUGAACAACUAUUCUGCACUGGGAACUGGACCUUUUAUAGAUCUAUUGGCUGGUUCAGCAGCUGGAGGAACAGCAGUGUUGUGCACAUACCCCUUAGACUUGGUUCGAACAAAACUGGCUUAUCAGGUGAUGGACACCAGAAGAAGUUUUGGGAAUGGUGUGAGUAAUUACCAUAUGCAGCCUGCAUAUCAUGGUAUAAAAGAUGUUUUCAGGAGUGUUUACAAGGAAGGUGGAGUGCGUGCUUUAUAUAGGGGUGUAGGUCCAACACUUAUUGGUAUCCUCCCCUAUGCUGGUCUGAAGUUCUACAUAUAUGAGGUACUGAAGAAGCAGGUCCCUGAAGAACACCAAAAAUCUGUUGUAAUGCGCCUUUCCUGUGGUGCUUUAGCUGGGCUAUUUGGGCAGACCUUCACAUACCCACUGGAUGUAGUUAGGAGACAAAUGCAGGUCCAAGGCCUGCGACCAUCCAUUCAGCGAGGAGAUCCUGGAUACAAGAGCACAAUGGAAGGGCUUGCUACCAUCAUCAAUAAUCAGGGAUGGAGACAAUUGUUUGCUGGUCUGAGCAUUAACUAUUUAAAGAUAGUUCCUUCUGUGGCCAUUGGUUUCACGGCGUAUGAUAUGAUGAAGGUUUGGUUACGUGUGCCACCGCGUCAGAAAUCUCCAUCUGUUUCAGCUUGAUGAAGACAAUGUGGAUUCUUGAAAUGUACUAUCACAGAAAUUGCUUGACACUU
This is a messenger RNA of Telopea speciosissima, 1462 nucleotides long. RefSeq names its product mitochondrial carrier protein CoAc1-like. Gene Ontology annotation, biological process: transmembrane transport. The transcript is spliced from 7 exons. The record is from RefSeq and is a predicted model, not a curated record. Lineage: Eukaryota; Viridiplantae; Streptophyta; Magnoliopsida; Proteales; Proteaceae. Bases 375 to 1409 code for a protein of 344 amino acids.